This is a messenger RNA of Aspergillus ruber CBS 135680, 631 nucleotides long. RefSeq names its product NADH dehydrogenase [ubiquinone] 1 beta subcomplex subunit 3. The transcript has 2 exons. NCBI's taxonomy places the organism in Eukaryota, Fungi, Ascomycota, Eurotiomycetes, Eurotiales, Aspergillaceae. Gene Ontology annotation, cellular component: mitochondrion. The coding region runs from base 132 to 380 and encodes 82 amino acids. The record is from RefSeq and is a predicted model, not a curated record. Gene Ontology annotation, biological process: mitochondrial respiratory chain complex I assembly; electron transport chain.
GUUUAUUCCUAGGAUCCUGUAUACCUCUAUUGUCGCAAUUGCUGCCGGAACGCGUGAGGAUCGCAGUUUCUGUCCUUCUUCUCUCACCUAUCUCUUAACACAACACAAACUACCGCACCCACACCGCAACCAUGGCCAACCCCACCGGCUUCGACAUCAGCGAAUUCAAGCGCGCCGCCUCCCCCCGCUCCGUCUACGCCAAAAGAGACCCCUGGGCUCGCAACGAAAUCUGGAGAUACACCGGCCCGUUCAGCCGAUUCAACCGCUUCAAGGGGCUUUUCCCGGGAUUUGGGAUUGCGAGCGUUGCGUUUGCGGGAUACUGUGCUUAUGAGCAUUUCUUUUUGAAGGAUGAGCAUCAUCAUGGGGAGGGCCACCACUAGAUGCAGCACCGAAAAGUUGAGGUGUAGAACGGAAUACAAAACAAACCGGAACCGGAUGGGCUAGAUUAGAUUGACCGACAUGUGGAGGAGAUUAAUACCCUAGAUUGAAUGAUAAUCUCUCGUGGACUCAGCCCGGGAUGGUGUGGACUGCACAUCUUGUCUGGACUCCAGGGUAGAGAGGCUUAUCCGCUACAGACGGCGCUUGGGUGAUUGAUUUGUCGGGUGUAUAUAGUGUAUUAUGUUUGCAUGAA